AUGGCCCUCCGGCGACAAAGCCAGGACAGUUUUGCGCUCCAGACAGGCUCUCCCACAAGUCAGGGUUACACCGACUACGACUUGGAAACGCAGAAUCGGCGUGGGUCAGACAUGGGCAGGACUACUCGGUACCAUACGCGCCGGCGACCUUUUAACCAGGACGAGUUUGACGGGCCUUCGCAACUCCUUCCGCUACCAUUGCCACAGCAAGAACAUGCCAGGUCCCAGGCACUUCCCGCCCUUCCGGUCCAUCUAGGCAUUGAGGAACAGGAUGAGAUCAUGCUGCGCGUGAACGACAUUCUUUCGCGCUGCGCAUUCCAUUUUGUGGCAAAAUAUCAGUUUCCUAUUCCUCUCGAGCGGGAUAAGCCUCGAGUUAGAACACCAGAGGAUCGGGAGUGGACAGAAUGGGCUUACCUUUUGAAGAGAUUAGCCACAAAGCGAAGGAUACCAGCCCGCGUUCUCUACGACAACCAGAUCAAACAAUUUGUGACAACCUUGGAGAAUUCGAUUGCGGUGAGACAGAUCACCAGGGAUCAGCAGGUCAGAAGACCGAGAGAUGACCGGUACAUGCUGCAACUUGUCAGUGCUGGCACGCAGGUUGCUAAAAUCAUGAUGGACUCCUUAUCUAUGGAACAGCUUGAUUCUCUAUAUAGGCAGACGGAGAACGUGAUCCUGGAACGGAGGGCCAGACUCAGAGGACUGGGGCUACAAUGA
Molecule: messenger RNA, 714 nt
Organism: Capronia epimyces CBS 606.96
Lineage: Eukaryota; Fungi; Ascomycota; Eurotiomycetes; Chaetothyriales; Herpotrichiellaceae
Exons: 1
Coding region: 1-714 (237 amino acids)
Source: RefSeq, a predicted model, not a curated record